Fusarium redolens is the source of this 708-nucleotide messenger RNA. RefSeq names its product class I glutamine amidotransferase-like protein. The record is from RefSeq and is a predicted model, not a curated record. NCBI's taxonomy places the organism in Eukaryota, Fungi, Ascomycota, Sordariomycetes, Hypocreales, Nectriaceae. The coding region runs from base 1 to 708 and encodes 235 amino acids. The transcript has a single exon.
AUGGCUCCCCUCCACUUCGGUGCACUUGUCUACGACUAUCAGGCUAUCGAUGUCCUGGGUCCAACGGAUCUCCUCAACUCAUCCACCAAGCCAUACAUACAAGCCCUAUCUGGCCUUAUGAAGAUCGAAGAAGACACAAUCUCUCGCGCCCCAGAGUUCGUCUUUCAUCACAUCGGUAUCACUCGCGAAACCUUUGUUCUUCAAACAAGCAACAUCCCAAUUGUGCCAACCACAACCGUGGAUGACUGCCCCGAACUCAACUUCCUUAUCCUCGGUGGUCCUGAUCCCAUGAACUUCGAACUCCAUCCCAAGUAUGCCGAGUUCAUCCAAAAGCACGUCGCUGCUGGAAAACUGCUCUUCACCACUUGCACUGGCGCCAGCGUCGCUGCGGCAGCGGGUGUACUUGACGGCAAGAAUGCAACAGUCAACCACUGUGCUAUUCAGCCUCUCAAACAAAAGUUUCCGAACGUCAAGUGGACUAACGAGAAGAAGUGGAUUGUUGAUGGAAACAUUUGGACUGCGGGCGGUGCCGUUGCUGGAAUGGACAUGUUUGCUCAUUGGAUCAAAGAGAACUUUGGUAUGGAUAUCAUGGUUCUGGCUGCGUCACUUUUGGACUAUGAGCCCAGAGAUGUUGAUGGCAUUAUGAACGUCAUUCCGAAGAGGUUUGAUGAGAAUGGCAAGCAAUUGCAAACUCAUGUUUUCAACUAG